Messenger RNA from Astyanax mexicanus (Mexican tetra), 2066 nucleotides. RefSeq lists its product as uncharacterized. The transcript is spliced from 5 exons. The coding region runs from base 172 to 2010 and encodes 612 amino acids. The record is from RefSeq and is a predicted model, not a curated record. NCBI's taxonomy places the organism in Eukaryota, Metazoa, Chordata, Actinopteri, Characiformes, Acestrorhamphidae.
AUUGGUUCACCUGCUGCCUCAAAACCAUGCACUGGUCUCCAAUUUCCACCAUCCCCCCGCCCUCAUCAUGUUGUGCAGUCCACCUCUCCCUUCUCCUUUGGGCCACCACCGCCACCAUCCUCUGUGGAAGACAUUGUGCCACAUCAACUGCCGGAAGCUGCUGUGAAGAGCAUGCCAGAGAAUCCUGCUGAGCUCCCACUUCUGUGGCCACAGACAGUGCCACAGCAGGACCGCAAGUGGGUAUCUGAGGCCCUCUUUAGAGUUGGUGCCAAAGGAAAGCUGGAGCUGCGGGACAACCUUCAGCUGUGGUAUCACCCCCCACCACCAGCCCUAUUGUACCACCAGGUGCCGGGUCCUGACAGGUUCUUCUCACAGUCUUUGCUGCUGUGGAUGCCAUACAGGUUGUGGAAAGUGCGGCUACAGUGCAUCGAUCCUGCCUGCAAUGGACGCCAGUGGAGUGGAGGAGGUCUGCACAGGCGGGUACGGCAGGUCCUAGACAUCGACAGGUACUACAACCUCGCAACGGAGACCCUUAUCUGCACUGGGUGUAGAAGCAGCUACUUGUCUUGGAGUCAGACGAUCCUCCAGCAGCUGGAUUUAGCACAUCGCUCAGAGUUUAGGGUCAUCCUCACACGCAGAUAUGCCUGUGACAUACGAGUCAUUCGUCUGUUACGUGAACGGAGCUUGGGAAAUGGACCUGUGCGUAUCAUUGGCCAGCUGAAAGAGAACCAUAGUGAAGAGUGGCUCCAGCGGGUGGCGCGAUAUACAUCAGAAUGUGCUGCAUUCGUGACCAGCUCGGGCCUACUUCCACCAUGCUUUCAGGAGCCCCCAAAACUCUCUACAGUCCCCAGUUACAAGUGGCUUCUCACUGUGUACAGCCAAGAUAUCCUCAAUAGGCUGGAGGAUAUCAAGGCUAGUAUCACAUCUACUUAUGGAACCAUUUUAAAAAUGGAUUCUACUAAAAAGAUCACAAAGAAGCUUACAGGGCCAGCCAAAGGCACUGCACAGUGGCUCACCUCAGUUGGGAAUGAAAGCGGUCAGGUGCUGAUAAGUGUUCUCACUGCAAAUGAAGGAGCAGGACUGGACCUAAUGGCUGCAGGUCUAGUGAACAGGUACCAGAGGGCUGGGGUAGAUCCUCCUGUUGUCCUGUAUGUAGACUGUGGCUGCUGCAAAGAAGUGGGAGAGACCAAACUGAAAAGCAGAUUUGGUGGAUGGCCAGACAUUAUUGUGCGUCUUGAUAUCUGGCAUUUCAUGCGUCGUCUGGCAGCCGGAUGCACAACUGACGCCCAUCAGCUCUAUCCCACUUUCAUGUCCCGCAUAUCAUCGUGCAUAUUUGAGUGGGAUGCUGGUGAUGUUGGACUGCUGAGGAAGGCCAAGAGGGAGCAACUUGCCCAGCAGGGCUGGCCUCCAUUAACGGAGAAGGAGCUUGACCGACAUCUCACAAAAGAAGAGCUGGCUCUCCAUUGCAGAAGAAAAACAAGAGGAGAAGAGACCACCAUCCGCCUUCUUUCUCAGCUUAUCGGAGAGCUCAUGAGCAAGGGGAAUGAUGCACUUGGGGUUCCUCUUCUCGACAGUGUCAGGAUGCAACACAUUUGGGAUGUCCAGAGGCGACAUGUGGCAUGCAUUCAGGACCCUCCAAAUGUAGCACUGUAUACAGAGACAGGAAGCAUCACCAAGGGAGGGGUGGUUUUAAAAACAUACCGGUGUGCCAGGGGUUCUACAUCUCUGGAAUCAUUUCACUGCCAUCUGAAUCGCUUCAUUCCAGGGAACAGUGCCAACUCGCUGAACUUUCAGGUUUAUCUUUUGGAGGGACUGAAUCGCUGGAAUCAGGACCGAGCUGCUGCUGCUGUUGUGAAGGAACCCUCACCACUGCGCACGUACACAGGGGAGUUGGUUCACUUUGUGAAUGACAGCUUUUUGAAAGUGUUCGGAAAGAAGUUGGUUACUGCAUUCACACCACCUGGGCAAUACACUGGUAAGGAUGCUCUUAUAACAGCAAUUACUUUCUAAACAUUUUUGUAAUCUCUUAUCAAACCUAAUAUGUGUUUGCUUGUUUUUUUUUAGGG